This is a messenger RNA of Triticum aestivum (bread wheat), 3990 nucleotides long. RefSeq lists its product as uncharacterized. Gene Ontology annotation, molecular function: polysaccharide binding. Lineage: Eukaryota; Viridiplantae; Streptophyta; Magnoliopsida; Poales; Poaceae. The transcript has a single exon. The coding region runs from base 1 to 681 and encodes 226 amino acids. The record is from RefSeq and is a predicted model, not a curated record.
AUGGCUACUACAAGCUGCUGGUUCUUGGCGUUCGUCUGGGCAGUAUGGUGGCUGCCGCUGAUGCUCGCCGUGCCUGAGGAGCAGCAAGGGGAUGGCUGCUCGGCCAAGAGGUGCGGCAACCUCACAGUCUCCGAUCCAUUCUGGCUCCCUGACUGGGAGGCGGGAAGAUCAUGUGGUCCCUUGGAUUUUGAGGUCGGUUGCUUCCAUGACAACAUUCCAUUUCUCCGGAGCUCUGGAUUCGAUGGAUACAGUGGCUUUUCAAUCAUGAAUAUCUCCUACGAGGAACGCAAUUUGCGUGUCGUUGAUCUACACAAAAAGAGCGACUUCAACGUCCCCAACGCCUGCAAUUUCCCGAGAUUGAACACCUCCAGCAAGCUGGCACUGCCUUUUAAGGUCAACAACUCCAACCCGAAUCUCAUCUUCUACAACUGCACCAAGGCAGCGGCUAAUCCGGACUGGGCGAUGGUGGAGUUGACAUGCUUGGACGCGACCAACGCGUAUGUUCGCGCGGGAGUGCGCCACGACGCGACCGGGGCCUACGCAGGCUACGCUUUGGAGGGCUGCGAUGCGAUCGUCGUGCCGGUGGUGAGCUCGGCUGGCUCGGCGAACGCGAGCAACUACGAGCAGCUCAUCCAAGAUGGCUUCCUCCUGACAUGGGAUCCUGUAACAGACCCGAUCUAGGGAGGGAGUAGGAGAGGAUGAUUGGCAGGGAAGGGGAUCUGAGAGAAGGAGAAAGGAGGCCGAUAAGAGAAGAACAGCUUCUCGAUCUGUUUUGAUGCUAGUUCAUUCAUAACCCGCGCUCACACAGCCGUGAGGCUUAAGUACAACGCGGCCGCAGCCCACCCACUCACACCUACUACCCUGCCAUCUCGGGUCCACCUGUAAGCGCACUGCUUCCCUUCUCCUCCACGUUCUCCCUGGCUUGUGGCCCCAUCUCGUCAGCGCCCUGUAGAGGCUGCGGGGUCGCCAUGUCAGUCGUGACAUUCACCCCUCCUUGAGUGCCGCCUUGACCCGAAGGCGGAGUGGCAGGGAACUGUUGUUGCAGACGAGCGGGAUCUUCCCAGGUUGCCAACGAUGCUGGCAGUCCUUCCCAAUGGAUCAACAGGCGAGUGUUCUCCUUGUUCGCCAUUCUGACUUGCUUGGUGGCGAGAACAGCUAUUGGCACAUGCUCCGCCUGCAAGAUCUCGUUAGUAGGGGGUAAGUCUGGGUUUGCUUGUACCUCAGCGCCUUCUGCGUUCUUCAGUAGGGAGACGUGCACCACCGGGUGGAUUUUACUUGUGGAUGGAAGAUCCAGCUUGUAGGCGACAGCCCCCACCUUUGCAAUGAUCUUGUACGGGCCGUAAUACCUGAAGGCGAGCUUCUGAAACGGUCGUUGAGCGAUCGAUGUUUGAAUGAACGGCUGUAGUUUGAGCAACGCUGAAUCCCCGACUUCGAACGAACGCUCAGUUCGGUGUCGGUCGGCCUGUGCUUUCAUGCGAUCCUGCGCCUUUUUCAGCUGUUGUUGCAAAUGCUCCAUCAUAAUCUCCCUCUCUCGCAGCCACGCUGCUAAGUCUGGAACCGAGCAGUUGUCGACUUGCGACACACCGAACUCGCGAGGCAGGUGACCAUAUAUGACUUCAAAUGGGGUUCUGCCCAGUGAUGAGUGAAAGGAGGUAUUGUACCAGAAUUCCGCUAGCGCUAACCAUUUCGCCCAGUUGGCCGGGCAUGCGUGAACCGCACAUCGCAGAUAAGUCUCUAGGCAUUGGUUCACUCGCUCCGUCUGCCCAUCCGUCUGCGGAUGGUAAGAAGAACUCAUGCGCAACUCGGUGCGACACAGCUUGAACAGCUCCUGCCAGACAUUGCUCGUAAACACUCUGUCCCUGUCAGAUAUAAUAGCCAGUGGCAGCCCAUGCAGACGGAAUAUCUUUCUCAUGAACAGCUUGGCCACUUGAAGAGCUGUGUAUGGAUGUGUCAUGGGUAUGAAGUGGGCGUACUUCGAGAACUUGUCGACCACCACUAAGAUCACGUCAUAUCCGCAGGACUUGGGCAAACCUUCAAUGAAAUCGAGCGACACGAUCGCCCAUGGUUUCUGCGGGAUCGACAAUGGUUGAAGAAGGCCUGCCUGGGACGUCCUCUCCGUCUUUGCUUGCUGACACACCAGACAAUUCCUGACCGUGUGUUUGACCUGCUGCUUUAGUCCCUUCCAAGCAAACAUCCGUUUGAUGCGAUUGUAAGUUGCAUAAAAUCCACAGUGGCCUCCAGCCGCGCUCGAGUGCAGCGAGUUGAUCAGGUGCUGCCGUAUCUGCUUGUCUUCUCCAAUCCAGAUUCUGCCUUGGAAGCGAAGGACCCCGUCCUGUGCUGUGAACUCUGGUUCGCUGGCCGGGUCCAGGGCUAAGAUGGUUAGCUUCUUUGUUGCGUUGGGAUCAUCUUUGUAGCUGUUUUUGACUGCUUCUAACCGAGCUGGUUUGCACACUGCCAAUGCCACAAACUCGCUUUCAUCAGCGUGGUCGCGUCGAGACAGCGCGUCCGCGGCACGGUUUGCCAACCCAGCUUUGUAUUGGUUGACGUACUGCAGCCCCACUAGUUUAGUGAACGCGCGCUGCUGAAUCGGGGUGUGCAAUCUCUGAUCUGUUAGAUGCAGCAAACUUUUCUGGUCCGUCCUCACCACAAAUUCUGCGUGUUGGAGGUAUGGUCUCCAUCUGUCAACUGCCAGGAGCAAUGCCAGGCACUCCUUCUCGUAAGCUGAGAGCCCUAGAUUGCGCGGAGAAAGCGCUUUGCUCAGGUACGUAAUGGGGUGGGAGUUCUGCAUUAACACUGCUCCAAUGCCUGUGCCGCUUGUGUCAGUCUCGACCACGAACUGUUUGGUAAAAUCUGGCAAAGCCAACACCGGGGCUUCAACUAGCGCUUGUUUGAGUGCCUGAAAGGCUGCGUCUGCGGUUGGAGUCCACACGAACAACGUAUUCUUCUUGAGAAGAUCUGUCAAUGGUUUGGAGAUAAUCCCAAAGUUUUUGACAAACUUCCUAUAGUAGCCGGCUAGACCAAGGAACCCUCUGAGUUGUUUGACUGUGUCAGGCACUGGCCACUCUUGUACUGUUUGAACUUUGCUUUUGUCGGUUGAAACCCCAUCUUUGCUCACGUAGUGCCCCAAGUAGUUGAUUGUUUGCUGAGCAAAUGAACACUUGGACAAUUUGACAUAGAAUUGAUGUUGUCUUAACAGUUGCAGAACUUGAGCCAGAAGAUCUCGGUGCUGCUCCAACGUUUUCGUGAAGACCAAGAUGUCGUCCAUGAAAACCACUACACCUUUGCGGUUGACCGGGGCUAACACAUUGUUCAUAUUUCCCAUGAAUGUAACUGGGGCGUAUGCCAGACCAUACGGCAUUACCUUGAACUGGAAAUGACCCAUGUGCGUCUUGAACGCAGUUUUAAACUCGUCCCCCGGCACCAGCCUGAUCUAGUGAUAUCCAGCCCGUAGGUCCAUCUUGGAGAACCAACAGGCCCCUGCCAGUUCGUCCAGGAGUUCCUCAAUGAUUGGCAUUGGGUAUGUGGCCUUUAGAGUGAUCGCGUUCAGGUGUCUGAAAUCCACACACAACCUCCAUGUUUGAUCUUUCUUUUUCACUAGCAAAACUGGCGACGCAAAUGGACUGGUACUGGCGGUAAUGAGCCCUUUGGCAAGCAGUUCCUUAACUUGAGCCUCAAUUUCGUCCUUCUGCUCUGGUGUGUAUCGAUAUGGUCUGAGAUUCACUGGUUUUGCUCCUGGUAGCAAGGGUAUGGCAUGGUCCCAUUCUCUGUGCGGUGGCAACUCUGUUGGCUCCCGAAAAAGGUCCUGGUACUCGUCCAAAACUUGCUGAAUAGUUGUUGGUACAGGAGUGAUUUCCACUUGUCCUUCACUUAUGCACAACAUCACCAUGUGUGCUACCGAGUCUUUUGCCUCUAGCUCUUGCAGCUCUGUCACUGAUACUGCUGCCACUGUUGAAGAAGCAGCUGUUAGACCCUGCAACAAAAUGCUCUUCC